UCCUCCGUAGCCGGAAGUGACGAUACUGUCACCGGCUGCCCCGGCUCUGUGGAAGCUUGGACUUUCCGCAGCACCCAGAGGCCGCUGCUGGGCAGGAUUCAGGGAGGAUACAGCAGGAUACCAUUUCUCCUGUUGCUACCUACAGAUAUGCAACCAGAGCCCUGAAUCUCCAUUGCCCACAGAAAAAGUGAUGCUGCUUCUGCUUCGGCACAAGAUGAGCCUGAUGUGGCCAACUUGCCUGGGAGUGCAGCCCCACAAGGAGACCAGCCUGCCGCUCUGAUGCCGAAGGGGAGGCAGAAAGUGCAACCAUGGAGUGCUGCCCUGGAGCCCUCCCUGAGCCUGCCUGCCUGCCUCUGGCUGGCAGUAACUGGCUUCUUCUUGUUGGUUCCCUUGGUCAUGGCCCUAGAACUAACAGAGACAGUUGGGCCUGAGGCCCAGGGUCCUAGGGGGCUGAGCUGGGCUGUACUCCUGGACAGGAUGGAGGGUGAGGGCAAGGAAGAGAGUGAGGAGCAACAGGCAAAUGCCCUGGCCCAGGCUGCAGGGCUGCUGAAUGCCGGACGCAUUGGGGAACUUCAGGGGCACUAUCUCUUCAUCCAGCCCCCUGGCCACAUUGGGGUCCAGCAGGAGGAAGCUGCCCGACAGCAGGCCGAGGCAGUGUUGUCUGGGCAUGAAGCUGUGCGUUGGCAUUCAGAGCAGCGGUUAUUGAAGCGUGCCAAACGCAGCGUGCUCUUCAAUGACCCCAAGUAUCCACUGCAAUGGCAUCUGAAUAACCGGCGAAUCCGAGGCAGAGACAUCAAUGUGACAGGUGUUUGGGAACGUAAUGUGACAGGACGAGGGGUAACUGUGGUGGUGGUGGACGAUGGGGUGGAGCACACCAUCCAGGACAUUGAACCUAACUAUAGCCCCGAAGGCAGCUAUGACCUCAAUUCUAAUGACCCUGACCCCAUGCCACACCCAGACGUGGAGAACGGAAAUCAUCACGGCACUCGUUGUGCCGGUGAGAUCGCCGCUGUGCCCAACAACAGCUUCUGUGCCGUGGGGGUAGCGUACGGGAGCAGGAUCGCAGGUAUCCGGGUGCUGGAUGGGCCCUUGACCGACAGUCUGGAGGCUGUGGCGUUCAAUAAGCACUAUCAGAUCAAUGACAUCUACAGCUGCAGCUGGGGACCAGAUGAUGACGGGAAGACAGUAGACGGACCCCAUCAACUUGGACAGGCUGCCUUACAACAUGGAGUGAUUGCUGGUCGCCGAGGAUUUGGGAGUAUCUUCGUGGUGGCCAGUGGCAAUGGGGGACAACACAAUGACAACUGCAACUAUGAUGGAUAUGCCAACUCCAUCUACACAGUCACCAUAGGUGCUGUAGAUGAGGAGGGACGUAUGCCAUUCUAUGCAGAGGAAUGUGCCUCCAUGCUGGCUGUCACCUUCAGUGGUGGGGACAAGUUGCUGCGAAGUAUUGUGACCACUGACUGGGACCUGCAAAAGGGCACAGGCUGCACUGAGGGUCACACAGGGACCUCAGCAGCAGCCCCCCUGGCAGCCGGUAUGAUAGCCUUGAUGCUGCAGGUGAGGCCAUGCCUCACUUGGCGUGAUGUCCAGCACAUCAUUGUCUUCACAGCUACCCAGUAUGAAGAUCGCCGUGCAGACUGGGACACCAAUGAGGCCGGCUUCAGCCACAGUCACCAGCAUGGCUUCGGUUUGCUCAAUGCUUGGAGGCUUGUCAAUGCUGCCAAGAUCUGGACAUCUGUCCCUUACUUAGCUUCAUACAUAAGUCCCAUGUUAAAAGAGAACAAGAGAAUCCCAUUGUCCCCCCACUCCCUGGAAGUCCUGUGGAAUGUCAGCAAGAGUGAUCUGGAGAUGUCAGGACUGAUGACCCUGGAGCAUGUGGCAGUGACUGUCUCCAUCACCCACCCCCGUCGAGGCAGCUUAGAGCUGAAGCUCUUUUGUCCCAGUGGCAUGAUGUCCCUCAUCGGUGCCCCGCGAACCAUGGACAAAGACCCCAAUGGCUUCAACGAUUGGACCUUCUCUACGGUUCGGUGCUGGGGAGAACGUGCUCAGGGCACGUAUAAACUUGUCAUCAGGGAUGUGGGAGAUGAGCUACUCCAGGCUGGGGUCCUUCAGCAGUGGCAGCUGACACUGUACGGCUCCGUGUGGAGUCUGGCUGACAUCAGAGAGAGGCAAAGGCAACUAGAGGAUGCCAUGAGUGGGAAGUAUCUACAUGAUGGUUUCUCUCUGCCCUGCCCCCCUGGGCUAGAAAUCCCUGAGGAAGAAGGCUAUACCAUGACUCCCAACACCCUGAAGACUCUGAUGCUGCUGGGUUGCUUUGCUGUCUUCUGGACUAUCUACUACCUGCUAGAAGUGUAUUUGAGCCAGAGAGAUGUAACCUUUGACCUAGCCUGUGGAAGAGGCCGCUGCUGGUGGCUCCAAAGGAGCCGAAAGGCCAUGGAGGAGGGGACAGAACUGGAAUCAGUGCCUCUGUACAACAGCAAGGACACAGGCGAGGCCGAUACAGAGACUGAGGAUCACCCUCCCACUUCGGGCAUCCAAGCUCCUGAUCUGUUGGAUCAGAGCAACUGGGGCCUGACCCAGGACAGUGAGAGACCCCCGGAAUUCCCCCAUCAGAACCUCCAACCUGACCUGCUUCAGAGGGAGCAGGAACAACAGGCAUGCUGACCCGAUGGCACAGCAGACUCAGGACAGAAUUUGCACAGUCCGAGAGCCCUAUUUUCUGCUGAGGAGGGGUGGGAAAGAGAAGCACAGAGGAGCCACCUUCACCUUCUUUAGAGGUUCCCAGGCUGAGCUAGGAGACCUAGAGCCAAGUCAUACCUACUCUUUGCUUCUAGGGUCCUGGGUGAGCCAAGAGAUGCUGUCUGUCCUCCUCCCCUACUCCACCCAGCUCAGGUACUUUGAGACUGAGGGCCUCUCCUCCAUAAGCAGCAGAGCCCCUCCAAGGUACAUAACCCAGAAGAGUCGUGCCACAAGCCCAGGUGGGAAUACAGGACACAGGACACCCAAAGCACCACUCCCACCUUGGAAUCUCCGUCUUGGCAGAAUGAAGUCUUUGGAAGAUCAGUUUGUGGCCAAAAAAUACGGGGGAGUGGCCACAGGCCAGACAGGCCCUCUGCCUUUGUCUUUUAAAUAGGCUAGGGAUAUGGAAAGUGAGAGUCCUUACUGUGCCUAGGUGGGUACAAAAGGUACCUGCCACCACCAAAGGAGAAUUUCAAAAGAAACAAGGGCACCUGAGAAACUGUUUUGGGGGAGAUGGGGGGAGGGGGGUGGAGAAGGUGCAGAAAUGCAUGCUGGGAAUGGCUAGGCCCUUCCCUUAGGUGAUGUCCCUCCCGUACACAUUUUUUUAAAAAAAGAGCCAGAAGCAGGGGAAGACUCAUACCCUGAAAUUGCUAUUCAAACUGCCACUCCUCCCUCUUUCUUCUUGAAAUUUGUACUUUAAGGCAUCAACAGGGGUGGCUUAACCUGGACCCAGGUCAUUGGAACCUAGGGAACUAGCUUCUACCUUGAGUAAGUUGCCUUCAUUACCCUCCCCUAGGAUCCCAAAGAGAAGCCACUUGCCACUUGGUCUACCCAACCCUCCCAGAGAAAUAGUACUGAGCUCUAGGCAGAGAUGGGGAUGAGCCAGGGAAGCAGUGGGUAAGGGAGACAAGUAGGCAUUAGUGGAGUGUGUGUUGUGGGAGAACAGCUGAGGGUGUGAAUAGAGGGUGUUUCUCUCCAGCCCUGCAGUCCACUGUAGUCCUCUGUGAAGUGCCCGGGGAAGCAGGGGCUGGGUACCUAGGGGAUAAUGGUAUACCUCUCAGGUUUUCUGUCCCUCCCCAGCCUUGGCUGCCUCCCCAUUCAGAGCUGGUUUGUUGGUUUGAAGUAUUUUUUUUAAGGGUUUAAAUUUAUUUUUCUCUUCUCACAGCAACAUUUUGUUGGGUUUUUUUUUUUUCUGCACAGCUUUUCCAAAAUAAAAACCUACCUAGCCAACCU
This is a messenger RNA of Trichosurus vulpecula (common brushtail), 3975 nucleotides long. RefSeq names its product proprotein convertase subtilisin/kexin type 7 (gene PCSK7). Bases 280 to 2667 code for a protein of 795 amino acids. Gene Ontology annotation, biological process: protein processing. Gene Ontology annotation, cellular component: Golgi membrane; trans-Golgi network. Gene Ontology annotation, molecular function: serine-type endopeptidase activity. The transcript has 17 exons. NCBI's taxonomy places the organism in Eukaryota, Metazoa, Chordata, Mammalia, Diprotodontia, Phalangeridae. The record is from RefSeq and is a predicted model, not a curated record.